AAUUCACGAAUCUUACCAUUACUCUUCCACCUUCGUCCCCCUCUCCGUGUUUCUUUUGCUCUUAAACCCUAAAAAUUAGCAACCAAGCCUAAGCCAGAAAGUGCCAAAUCUCACUGUUUUACAAGCACACCUCUCCAUCUUAGACUUACAAAUGAAAAGAAAUCGAAAUCAAUGUUAACAAUUACUAUUGUUUCAAAAAUAUCCCCCACAUUUUCUCCCCCCAAAACACCCCAAUCUUUGUAGCCUCUCGAUUCUUCCCAAUUCAAAUUCUGUCCACAUUAAAACCCACAAUGCCUUGAACUAGUCCUCCAAUUUUUCCAAUCCCAAUUCCAAAACUGACCGUGUGGUGAGGUCCAGGUGAUCGGAGGAUCCAUGUUUGCUGGCAAGACGGCCACGCUGCUUCGCCGAAUCCAGGCUCAAACCAACAAUUGCAGCUUUCAGGCCAAGCUUCUUAAGGAGUACACACAACUGAAUAAGGUUUUAAGGGGUCUUUGUUUUACGGGAAGACUGAGGGAAGCUGUUGGGCUUUUAUGGCGUACGAGAUUGAAAGCAGAUGCUGCAACGUAUGCUCUUCUCUUGCAAGAAUGCCUAUUCAGGAAAGAACAUAAAAGUGGGAGAAGGAUCCAUGCACAUAUGGUUGUUAUUGGAUAUGUACCCAAUGAAUAUCUUAAGAUCAAGUUGUUGAUAUUGUAUGCAAAAUCAGGGGAUUUAAGAACUGCCUAUGUUCUGUUUGAUAAUUUACUAGAGAAAACUUUGAUUUCUUGGAAUGCAAUGAUUGCUGGAUUUGUGCAAAAAGGUUGUGGAGAAUUUGGACUUGACCUCUAUUACAAUAUGAUAAAGAAUGGUGUAUCGCCUGACCAGUACACUUUUGCAUCCGUAUUUAGAGCCUCUGCUUCCUUAGCCUCAUUAGAGCAUGGGAAGCGAGCUCAUGGGGUCCUGAUAAAGAGCCAUAUUAGGGAAAAUGUUGUGGUCAGCAGUGCUCUCAUGGAUAUGUAUUUCAAAUGCAGCAGUCUUACCGAUGCUCAUCGGGUAUUUAAUGAAGUUGUAAAUAGAAAUGUUUUUACUUGGACGAGCUUGAUAUCUGGAUAUGGCCAGCAUGGAAGGGUUAAUGAGGUUCUAGAAUCAUUUGAUAAAAUGAUAAAUGAAGGUUUUAGACCAAACUAUGUUACCUUUCUUGCAGUUCUUUCUGCAUGUAGCCAUGGAGGCUUGGUUAAUGAAGGUUGGCACUAUUUCUUAUCGAUGAAAAGAGACUAUGGAAUCCAACCAAGAGGGCAGCAUUAUUCUGCCAUGGUUGAUCUAUUAGGUCGUUCUGGAAAGUUGCAUGAAGCUUAUGAGUUUGUUCUUAACUCACCUUUUAAGGAGCACCCAGCCAUAUGGGGUGCUUUGCUUGGGGCCUGUCGUAUUCACGGGGAUAUGGAUCUGGUAAAGCUUGUGGCAGAUAAAUACCUUGAAUUGGAGCCCGAAAAUUCUGGAACAUAUGUUCUCUUGUCUAAUACCUAUGCCACUUUUGGUUUUUGGGAAAAUUUGGCAGCACUUAGGAGGAAAAUGAGGAAUUCUGGGGUCAUAAAGGAGCCUGCUUAUAGCUGGAUUGAGAUUCAAGGGGAGGUCCACUUCUUUUUGAGGGGUGAUGUAUCUCAUAGAUGUUCUGCGGAGAUUUACGAGUUGAUCAAAUUAAUGCCUUCCAUUUUAAAGGAUCCAGACUAUGUUCCUGAUAUAAUUAGCUCCUAAAAUCCUAUGUCUUGCCCCUUAUUCUGGUGUUAUGUUGAGAAGACGAGCUGGUCUAAAGUUCUAAAGGUUCUUUAUGUUUGAAUCUUACUGGUAAUGUGUUAGGAGAGACGUAAUGAAUCUGGUCACCCUGUCAAUAGAAGUGUGGCUUUAGUAAAAUCAAAGAAAGAUGCAAGACAUGGGUUGGAUUCAAUUGUGACACAUAAUGGCAUGAAACUACCAUGUUGGUCGUUCGAAAAUUUAUCUUCUUCAUUCAGCCAAAAAACUGCUCCACAAUGCCCUAUGAUGAGGUCUGCCAGCAUCAAAAUUUGAUGCCUUUUGUCAGGUAUGAUGACUGCAUUUCAUUUUAAGGUUUGUAUCUGGCUUUUCUUUGUACCAUUCUCUCGAGCGUCCCCAGUCUUAAGGGUGGCAUAUGCCAUUGAUGGAGCUCAAUUCUUUGAAGACCCUUUAUAACUCAUCAUGGCAAAACUGUGAUGGCGACUGAGGAAUUUAUUUGAUAGAGAUACUAUUGUUUUCAGGGUGCAAGUAUAAUCAUUACUGGUUUUACUUAUAUUCUUGACGCACGCUUAUGGUUUCAUCCAUCCAGUUCUUGCUCCGCACAAGGAGCUUGGGAUCUGUGCUUGAUGUCAUACCUCUUACUGGUUUUAGAGUUGAAAAAACUUGGAGAAAAAAGUGUUUAUAAUUUAUCCCUUCCUUUUAAAAGAAUGUAAUUCUGAACUAAUUUAUUUAUCCCUUCCUUUCCCUCCUCCUUUGUUUAUAUUUAUUUUCAUCGUUGUAAUCAAAUAGCAUCAGUAUGAAGAAAAUAAAGUUCACGUCUUUAUAA
Messenger RNA from Gossypium raimondii (Peruvian cotton), 2548 nucleotides. Its product is annotated as pentatricopeptide repeat-containing protein At4g16470. Gene Ontology annotation, biological process: RNA modification. The transcript is spliced from 3 exons. The record is from RefSeq and is a predicted model, not a curated record. The coding region runs from base 373 to 1728 and encodes 451 amino acids. Gene Ontology annotation, molecular function: RNA binding; protein binding. NCBI's taxonomy places the organism in Eukaryota, Viridiplantae, Streptophyta, Magnoliopsida, Malvales, Malvaceae.